Pieris macdunnoughi is the source of this 2193-nucleotide messenger RNA. Lineage: Eukaryota; Metazoa; Arthropoda; Insecta; Lepidoptera; Pieridae. The record is from the annotation of a GenBank genome assembly.
AUGUCUGUGCGAAAUCCGCGCCUUCCUUUACUCCCAGGAUAUGGCACUAACCCAAUGAUAGGAAAAACGAGAUUCGGAGUUCGGCCAGUAUUUACAUCCAUCGAUAAAGUGAAUAUGUUGGUGGAUAAAGCGGAAGGAGUGAAUCGGGUGCCUUCUCUUUACUGUCGUAAGCAAGCGCCAGACUUACCAACCUGGAUAAUGUACGACAAAAAUAUCUUAAGGUUUCAAGCCUUUUUCCAACAAUCACUUCACGAAAUGCGAUCAGGAUCACAUAUACUUAGAAAAGUAGAAAUCUUUUUCUUCUUAGAAGAUGGUACAAUAAAAGUGAUGGAACCAAAAACAGAAAACAGCGGACUCUCUCAAGGCACCCUUAUAAGCCGCCAACGAAUUCGUCUACCAUUUAGCUACGAUAACUACUAUGAUGUACUGGAUUUGAAUAUCGGUCGCGAAGUGACGUUCUUCGGUAAAGUUUUUAAGCUUGUAAACUGUGACAACUUCACGAGGGUAUUUUUAAAUCGUUUGGGAAUAAAUGUUCCCGAUCCCAUACCUUGGCCAGAUGCAAUCAAGAGAGGGACAGACAGAGGGAAGCCCCCGAAACAUCGUCCAUUUCGUCAGUUUCUGGAUUUCGAUAGACAAGUUUUAAGGUUUCAUGGUUAUUGGGAUGACAGAGAUAGCGAGUUUGGUAUUAUGCAUCUUUUGGAGAUCCAUUACUUUUUGGCGGAUGACACGAUUGAAAUUAAGGAGGUCCUUCCUCCGAAUUCUGGAAUGGAAGCUGGACCUAUGUUCUUAAAGAGAAUGCGUCUUCCAAGAAAAAUCCCUUCACAUGUAGAAAUGACAGGUGGUCCCAAGUGUCCCUCGUACAGUCCCGCAGAUCUCAGCAUCGGAGCUGUUAUAAAUCUUUACGGUCGCAAGGUGGUACUCACGGACUGCGACCCCUUCACUAAAGAGUAUUACAGAGUCACGUAUGGUUUCGAUUCUUUUAAUCCUCUCCCAAUACCAAAAGACGAAGGCACUGAGUGUGUCAGCACAAGUGUGGCAGAACGACAACUUCCCCCGUGGAACGGAUACGGGAGCUACGACGACUCAGCUGAAAAUUGCCGCACCGUGGAACCCAAACCACCUCAUAGGGAUUUUAUUAAGUUCUUGAAUAAAGACCGUGUCGGGUUUGACUCCCACGUUCUACGUUUUGCCGCUCGCCUCAUAAGCGAUAACCCUGAGGAUAAGCUCCGAUAUUUCAUCAUUAAAUACUUCUUAUGUGAUGAUACUAUCGGAAUUUUUGAGCUUGGCGAACGUAACUCUGGAUUUAAGGGAGGUAAAUUCUUCCGUCGCGACAAAAUGUACCUGCCUGACGUGGAUUUCUUCGUUCCCAAAGAGCCUCCCGCCUACACCGAUAAGGAUAUGUGGGUGGGGAAUGAACUAAUUAUCAAUAAACACUGCUUUCGUCUCAUAGGAGCUGACGAAUACGCUUUGCGGUAUAUGGAAGUGAAUGAGAACGAGUAUCCUAUGGCUAACUUAGCCCUAAUUAUGGAUAAAAUUCGUCGUACUCUAGCAACUCAAGAAAAUGGCUACAAAAAUUUUGUAGCAAAAUAUAUGGAUGCCGCGGUACCCGACAACAGAGAGCUCAUGUCUGUCAGGUGCUUCAAACAAGCUCUCAAAGAAGUUAUGUGUGAAAGAAUGACGGAACACGAAUUUAUUACAUUAAUACGCCACUUCCGGGGAGAUCCCGGUAAAGAGAAGAGCCCUCGGCGUGAAAUGAUCAGGUCCUUGGUGUUUUCGGACCUAACGCGUGGUCUCUGGGACGAAAGGGUCAAACUAAGAGAAGCUCUGCUGCACGCUGAUGCAAACGGUUUGGGAGUAUUAUCAGUGCCACGGAUGAGGCAACUCCUCCGAGCCAACCGGUUGCCGAUCAAUACUGAUCUCAUGGACUGCAUGCUGCAAGUGCUGAAUAAGGAUUCCGACUGUAAUAUAGUGUAUGAAGAUUUGUUGUCAUUCCUCGAUUUUCAAACUCGUCCCGUGUACAACCUUACUGAGGGAGAUUAUCAAAAAGUUGUGAGACACGCUCCACCGCUUAAAGAUACCGAAUGUAAGCUUUGGGCUGAAACAGAAACAAUUAUUCAGGAAGGUUUUGUUAAUUGGAACGCUUUUCUUUGCCAACUAAACCUUGAAAACCUCGUCAAGGAACAAACUCAGUGA